CGCGACUCCAAAAUUAAAAUCUUCGGAUUUCGUACUUUUCCUCUUUUCUCUCUCGUCGCACCGACGAUCCGCGCAUCCCGCCACCGCCGAGAAACGCCACGUCGCGGCGGCGACUUCCGACCUCCUUCCGCCUCCGGAUCUCUUGAAUCCCCCGCGGCCUCCGCCCCUCGAUCGAUCAAGGCCUCCCCAGAUUCCGUCGCGUCUCGUCGCGCGGAGCGCUUCGGAGCCUUCCCUAGGGCUCGGAUCUCGCGGUUCUUCGCCUGGAUCGAUCCUUCGAUUCGGAGUGGUUAUGUUUCAGUAGGUCUCCAAGACCAGAGUCGAAAUUUUAAAAAAUGCCGGUAAAGACAGCCCAAUCGUCUUUUCGGGAUCGGACGCAGGAGUUUCAGAGUAUAGCAGAGAGAUUGAAGAAGUCGGUUUCUUCUGGGCCGGGACCAAAUGGACCGAGCAGCAGUUCCAAGACAGAAGAACAGCGAUCUGGAGUUGCUCUUCAAUCCGAGUUCAAUCGGAGGGCUUCGAAAAUUGGGUUUGGGAUACAUCAGACGUCCCAGAAGCUUGCAAAGUUGGCGAAAUUGGCAAAGAGAACCUCGGUUUUUGACGAUCCAACUAUGGAAAUUCAGGAGCUUACCGCAGUCAUCAAGCAGGAUAUUACUGCUCUCAACUCUGCUGUGGUAGAUCUUCAGUUCCUUAGCAAUUCCCGGAAUGAGGGUGUUGUCUCCAGUGACACGACUAGUCAUUCAACCACAGUUGUAGACGACCUGAAAAAUCGAUUGAUGAGCGCUACAAAAGAGUUCAAAGAAGUUCUAACCAUGCGAACAGAGAACUUGAAGGUACAUGAAAAUAGGAGACAGUUGUUUUCUUCCACUGCUUCCAAGGAAACCGUCAAUCCUUUUGUUCGUCAACGACCACUGGCUACCAGAUCAGCUGCUAAUGCCUCAGCAGCUCCGCCUCCCCCAUGGGCUAAUGGGUCGUCAUCUUCGUCGUCGUCGUCAUCCCCGUCUUUUCCCGGAAAGCAGGGAGAUGGGGAGAGUCAGCCUUUGCUGCAGCAAAAUCAACAGCAACAACAGCAAAUGGUUCCUUUGCAGGAUACUUACAUGCAGAGCAGAGCUGAGGCCCUUCAAAAUGUAGAAUCUACCAUUCAUGAGUUGAGCAGUAUCUUUAAUCAGCUGGCAACCCUGGUUUCUCAGCAGGGAGAGAUUGCAAUCAGGAUUGACGAAAAUAUGGAUGACACGCUCACAAAUGUAGAGGGUGCACAAGGGGCCUUGCUGAAGUACCUUAACAGCAUAUCAUCAAAUAGGUGGCUGAUGAUCAAAAUAUUUUUUGUAUUGAUUUUUUUCCUUAUGGUUUUUCUAUUUUUUGUGGCAUAGUUGGCUCAAAACGUUAAAAGGAGAAGAUAAGUGGACUUAUUUUACUAUGAUAUACUUGUUCAUCCCUCCAAACCCCUAUCGGAUAUAUUCUUCCGCGAGGAGGCAGUAUUGGUGUUUCGUGCUCGGUUCUCAUUUGCCUUUGUCUGUAAUGAAGCACAUAAUCGUAAGAGAUUUUUUUGGCCAGUGAAUCAAUCGUACAAGUUGUUGGAAAACACACUGAUGAAACUUUUAUUGUCUUCCUGCUUUUCCAGAGUAUUUGAAUGCAGCAAGCUUGUACUUAAAACA
This is a messenger RNA of Eucalyptus grandis, 1649 nucleotides long. RefSeq names its product syntaxin-32-like. NCBI's taxonomy places the organism in Eukaryota, Viridiplantae, Streptophyta, Magnoliopsida, Myrtales, Myrtaceae. The coding region runs from base 333 to 1364 and encodes 343 amino acids. The transcript has 6 exons. Gene Ontology annotation, biological process: vesicle fusion; intracellular protein transport; endoplasmic reticulum to Golgi vesicle-mediated transport. The record is from RefSeq and is a predicted model, not a curated record. Gene Ontology annotation, molecular function: SNAP receptor activity; SNARE binding. Gene Ontology annotation, cellular component: SNARE complex; endomembrane system; Golgi membrane.